Colletotrichum higginsianum IMI 349063 is the source of this 2532-nucleotide messenger RNA. RefSeq names its product Glycosyltransferase family 2. The transcript has 3 exons. Bases 1 to 2532 code for a protein of 843 amino acids. The record is from RefSeq and is a predicted model, not a curated record. Lineage: Eukaryota; Fungi; Ascomycota; Sordariomycetes; Glomerellales; Glomerellaceae.
AUGAUGAGGGGACACGGCGGCCAGCAGGGCCAGGGUCAACCUGAGGGGGAAAUGGUGGAAAUCGACGUUCUUCAAGGCCAUCACCACCCUCACCAGCACCAAUAUCAGCCGCCGUACCAGAACGGCCAGCAGCAGAACCAGUACCAAGAACAAUACCAGGAGUACUCGCAGAACCCGUACGACAACAGUCACAACGGCCACAACCCGUACGAGACCGAUCCCAGCUACGCCGGCCAGGAGGCCUACGGACGCGCCCUGACGAACAACGCGAACUCGCCGUACCAGCAGCAGCAGGACCAGUUUCAUCAGCAGCAGCAACAGCAGCAGUACCAGCAGCCGCACGCCGUUUCCGCCGGGGACGACUACGGCCCUCCCGGCUGGGCGAAUCGUCACUCGAUAGGCAUGGCCGGCGCACCUUCGAUCGGCCCGUCCAUCUCUGGCAUGGACACGCCCGUCGACUCGAGAGCAGCGACGCCGACGCUCAAGAGCGGCAUGCAGACGCCGUUCGACGGCGACCAUCUGCCUCCGCCGAGGCAUCCGUGGUCGACGGAUUCCACGCCCAACAGCCCAAUGAACCAGAGCCAUCAGAGCUUGCAGAACCUCCUGCCCGGCCAGGCCUCUCCCGUGCUCGCCAAGGAAUGGGUCGAGGGCAGCGACCAGAUCGCGCGGCUUCACAAGCGUGACGACUCGGACAUCUGGAAGGGCUGGAAGAGGCACGUCUUCCGGCUGGUGCCGCUGCUGACGAUCCUCGCGACGGGCAUGUACCUCGUCUACCUGGGCCUCCGCAUCUACUGCGUCAUCUCGGCGCAGAACCUGGCCAAGGAGAUCUACGCGCAGGCCUGGGUCUUCAUCGCCGUCGAGGUCGCCGUCGCCAUCCCGUCCAUCAUGCACAACAUCUGGACCAUGUGGUCGAUGAAGAAGCGCCAGCGCCCCAAGUUGAGGCUCAUGGGCGACGAGGUGCCCACCGUCGACGUGCUGCUGACGUGCUGCGGCGAGGAAGACGACCUGGUGCUCGACACGGCCCGCGCCGCCUGCGACGUCGACUACCCGCGGGACCGCUUCCGCGUCAUCAUCUGCGACGACGGCAAGUCCUCCGGACUCGAGGCCGGCAUCGCCGCCCUGGCCAUGACCUACCCCAACGUCUUCUACCUGGCCCGGCCCAAGUAUCCCGGCGUGCCUCACCACUUCAAGGCCGGUAACCUCAACUACGCCCUCGACUACGUCCACACGAUGCCCGGCGGUGCUGGCCAGUUUAUGGCUGCUCUCGACGCUGAUAUGAUCCCCGAGCGCGACUGGCUCCGUGCCAUCCUGCCUCACAUGCUCAUCGACCCCAAGGUGGCCCUCGCGUGCCCCCCGCAGCUGUUCUACAACACGCCGCCGUCCGACCCCUUGGCGCAGUCGCUCGACUUCUUCGUCCACGUCAUCGAGCCCAUCAAGGACGCGCUCGGCGUCGCCUGGUGCACCGGUUCCGGCUACUGCGUCCGCCGCGAGGCCCUCGACGAGAUCGGCAACUUCCCGCUCGGCUCCCUCGCCGAGGACGUGGCCACGUCGACGCUGAUGCUCGGCAAGGGCUGGAAGACGGCCUACAUCCACGAGCCCCUCCAGUUCGGCACCGUCCCCGAGGACUACGGCGGCCACCUCAAGCAGCGCACCCGCUGGGCCAUCGGCACCGUCGACACAUCGUUCAAGCUCAACUUCUGCCUGUACGGCGAGAAGGUCAAGCAGAUGACGACGGCCCAGCGCUUCUCGGGCUUCCUGUACGCGACGCUGUCCCUGUACACGAUCCUCCUGACUCUGUCCAUGUUCGCCAUCCCCAUCAUCCUCGUCAUGGGCAAGCCGCUGGUGGCCUACGCCAACUACGAGCAGCUCCGCUGGCUGAUCCGCGCGUGCUUCGCCGCCACCAUCACCAACCGCCUCUGCGAGUUCGCCCUCUUCAUCCCGGCGGGCUACCACACCGGGCAGCGCGGGUCGCGCUACCAGCUCUGGAUGUCGCCCUACAUCGCCCUCUGCAUCAUCCGGUCCUUCAUCCUGCCGACCUGGCUCGGCGGCCAGACGCAGGCCUUCAAGCCCACCGGCUCGCUCGGGUCCGCCCUCAACGAGCGCGACCCCAAGACGCGCAAGGGCAUGCUCCGCCGCCUCUGGGGCGUGCUCAUCAACUACAUGGCCAUCUUCCACCUCGCCUUCGUCUACCUGACCCUCGUCGGCGUCGUGCUGACGUCGUACCGCUGCUUCUACGUCAACGACGACCUGCGCGACACCCUCAUGUGCCUCAUCACCCACGCCUUCUGGCCGCCCCUGACCUUCAUCUUCAUCUGCAGCUCGCUCUGGACCCCCAUCGCCUACGCCAUCGACCCGCCCAACAUGCCCGAGCGCGAGCAGCUGCUCGACCGCGACCCCAAGACCUUUGUCGCUCACCCGUCCAAGCAGAGCAAGAAGAUCGCCUUUGGCGGCCAGGCCGCCUGGUUCGAGACCGAGCUGACCGUCACCACGGGCUACACCAUCCUCGUCUUUGUGCUCUCAUUCAUCUAUUAA